Messenger RNA from Acanthoscelides obtectus, 355 nucleotides. Lineage: Eukaryota; Metazoa; Arthropoda; Insecta; Coleoptera; Chrysomelidae. The record is from the annotation of a GenBank genome assembly.
ACCUAUUGAAACUUUGUGGCACGAGAUGAAAAACGUUCUACGACAACAUUCUGCUCGUACAAUCACCGAACUGAGACAAAAGCUUCAUGAAAUAUGGGAUUGUUUUACACCAAAUUUUUGCCAAAACUUGGUUAACACUAUGCCCCAAAGAAUUUCAGCCGUAAUGAAAAAUAAAGGUGAUGUUACCUAAUGGUAAUCUGUCAAUUGUUGCUUUGUUAACAUUUAUUCGCACAUUGCUUACUUGUUCAGAUGUUCUAUUAGUUAUAGGUCUAAUGCAUCUGAAAUGUUUUUGAGAAAAUAGAUUGUUUUAGAAGUAAAUAGUUUCGUCUUGUUUAGUUUAUAAAGGCAUAUUUUG